AAAGAACAUGUCUUCUGGGGUGGAAGUAGACCAAGCUGUCAUGGAUGCUUAUAAUGACAUCAAGCUGAAGAAAAGGCAUGCAUACGUGGUAAUGAUGAUCAAAGACAAAAAGAAGAUCGUCGUGGAAACCUUGGGAGAUAAACUUCCUCAAAACUGCUCUGAAUCCCGAAAUGAGGACAUAUUCAACAGCAUGAAAAAGUCUUUUGGAAACGAACCUCGUUACAUACUUUUUGACUUCUGUUUCACCAGACCGAAUCAUUCUACAGCGCAGAAGUUAGCAUUAAUCAGUUGGUGUAAUGAUGAUGUUGCAAUCGGCAAAAAGAUGAUUUACGCCAGUUCAAAAGAUGCGUUGAAGAAAAGCUUCACUGGACUGAAUAUCGAGUUCCAGUGUACAGACCCAACUGAAUUUCAACACGCAGAACUGGUGAAAGAAAUGAUCCAUAAAGACAGGGUAUAAACCUGAUAACACUUUGGAGAGUCACUUCUGAACCCUUACUAAUUUGGCUUUUGAUGGAAAAUCUUUUUGCUGUAAAUUUAAGGCAUGCAUUAAAAGAUUAGAGACCUUUCUUUAGAAGA
Pocillopora damicornis (cauliflower coral) is the source of this 576-nucleotide messenger RNA. Its product is annotated as cofilin/actin-depolymerizing factor homolog. Lineage: Eukaryota; Metazoa; Cnidaria; Anthozoa; Scleractinia; Pocilloporidae. Gene Ontology annotation, biological process: actin filament depolymerization. Gene Ontology annotation, molecular function: actin binding. The record is from RefSeq and is a predicted model, not a curated record. Gene Ontology annotation, cellular component: actin cytoskeleton.